GUUCAUCUUGUCUCCUGCUUUACAGUCAACCAGACCCUCACAGUGCACUUCAUCCCAACAGCUAUCAGCGAGCUCCCAUGUUGCUAUGGCACAGUACAGAGGAUUCAAGCAGCUCCUCGGAUGUGUGGCAUCCAUGUUUCUCUUUGCGUUGUCCUUUUACCAAUGGGACAUGUCACAACAAAAACGAGAGGAGAGGAUCCAUGAGACGCAGGAGCUGAGGAAGCAGCUGCUGAGAGAAACAUGUGCCGGGGACAAAGAGACAUUCAAGCACCGUUUAGAAGACGUCAGAGACAAAGAGCUGGAGAACCUCAUUGUGGACGACAAACACGGCAUCAUCUACUGUUACAUUCCCAAGGUGGCGUGCACCAACUGGAAGAGAGUGAUGUUUUCCCUGACCCAGGACGAGCCGUAUCCUGACCCCGUCUCCAUUUCUCCUGAUUUAGUCCACCUCCCCAACACUCUGCCUCUCCUGAACAGCUUCCCAAGACCAGAAAUGAAGGCCAAGCUGAAGCACUACACAAAGUUCCUGUAUGUCCGGGACCCAUUUGUGCGUCUCAUCUCCGCUUACAGAAACAAGUUCCGGCAACACAAUGAGUACUUCUACCAAGAAUAUGGCCGGCAGAUUCUGCGCCUGUAUGCAAACCAGCCUGACCCUCCACAGAGUGUGGACGAGGCCAACGCAUCCGGGAUGAGGGUCUCCUUUCAGAACUUCAUCCAGUACCUGCUGGACCCGCUGACGGAGAAGAAGGAGCCGUUUGAGCCCCACUGGAGGCAGAUGCACCGCCAGUGCCACCCUUGUCUCAUAAAGUAUGAUUUUGUGGGCCAUCAGGAGACUCUUCAGCAGGACGCCUCACAGCUGCUGAAGAUCCUAAUGCUGCAGGGCGACAUCCAGUUCCCUCCUUCCUAUGAAAACAUGACCACACCUGCUUUUCUGUUAGAAUGGUUCAGCGCAGUGCCCCUAGAGGACAGGAGGAAGCUGUACGAGCUCUAUGAGGAGGACUUCAGGAUGUUCGGCUACCAAAGGCCUAGAGAACUGCUGGAUGGUUGAGAGGAAGUCAUGACCACUAACUCGCUGCUGAGCAAAGAACAAUCUGUUAAGGACAUGGCAAAUACUCAACCACCUCAACUUAAGUUAUUAUAAGCAUUAUGGUUAUUUACAAGGCAUUUGUCUUUGCACAAAAGUCUGGGGAAUUAUUGUUUAAGGGGUUAGGAUUAAUAAAUUAAUACACAAAAGCACAAAAGACUCAUUGACAUGAAACACAGGUGGAACAAACCAAGGUGGGGCAGACAAUUACAAUGGCGGGAAAACAAACGGAGGAAGAAAUGAAACAAAAAAAGACACCAUGGAUGGAAUGAAGUCUAGUAUGUUGGAAAAAAAUGUUAUAAAAAUGGUCAUGAGAUAAAAAUCAUAGUACAUCAAAAAGUCUCAACCAAAAUGUCAAACUUAAAGGAAAUGUAAUAUCAAUGGAACUGUACUUAUGGAUCAAUGUAUUAUAUAUCUUAAUAAAGGUCCACACACUCAG
Messenger RNA from Trematomus bernacchii (emerald rockcod), 1523 nucleotides. RefSeq names its product carbohydrate sulfotransferase 12-like. NCBI's taxonomy places the organism in Eukaryota, Metazoa, Chordata, Actinopteri, Perciformes, Nototheniidae. Bases 86 to 1048 code for a protein of 320 amino acids. Gene Ontology annotation, cellular component: membrane. The transcript is spliced from 6 exons. Gene Ontology annotation, molecular function: sulfotransferase activity. Gene Ontology annotation, biological process: carbohydrate biosynthetic process; proteoglycan biosynthetic process. The record is from RefSeq and is a predicted model, not a curated record.